This is a messenger RNA of Rotaria sordida, 600 nucleotides long. Lineage: Eukaryota; Metazoa; Rotifera; Eurotatoria; Philodinida; Philodinidae. The record is from the annotation of a GenBank genome assembly.
AUGUUUCAACGUAUCGGUGACAUUGAUACGUUGAAUGAAAAAUAUCAAGCACAAGCAUCGAUCGAAUCUCGUUGGCUAGUUGAAUUAGCCGAUUUCCUCCCAAUUCUUCCGCUUAUUGAUCAAAACAAUUUGAAUCAAGGAAAAUCUGUAUCUCUUGCCAAAUAUGCCGACGUAAAUUGGCAUCCUCAAUUGUUUAUCGAAAAUGCUUUUGGAGAUCUGAAAGAACAAAUAAGAUAUAGUGCAAAGAAAACAUCGAAUGGUCAAGUCUGCAUAUGUGAACUUCGUGAAAUCAAAGGAUAUUUUUGGGAAAAACUUGAAUUGCAUCAUUUUCCAUCUGAUAUUCAAGAACUAACAAUUUCUGUUGGUUCAAUGCUCUAUGAUGACAAAGUAAUACUAAUGCCGGAUCCAUAUUAUCGUAGUGGAAUAAAUCGUGAAGCAUUCAUCGAUCAACAAGAAUGGUCAUUGUAUGAACAUGUUAAUGCAAAGCAACGUUUCGUUGAGGAGUUUUUUAGCAAUAUUAGUGGCGACGAAAAUAUAGAAAUGGACUCAAACGAAGGACGGAAACGUUCAUUUGUAUCUGUAUCGUGUCAUGCAGGUUAG